Messenger RNA from Neurospora tetraspora, 1240 nucleotides. RefSeq names its product PITH domain-containing protein. The coding region runs from base 365 to 1036 and encodes 223 amino acids. Lineage: Eukaryota; Fungi; Ascomycota; Sordariomycetes; Sordariales; Sordariaceae. Gene Ontology annotation, cellular component: nucleus. The record is from RefSeq and is a predicted model, not a curated record. The transcript is spliced from 2 exons.
UCAAGUUUGGAUGAGAAAGUGCGGAAAAUACUCGAAGCUUCGGCAUUCAAUCCAGUUUUCGUACACGGUUCUAGAUUAAAAUUGACUUCGUUACAUUUCAAGACAGCUCUCAAUUCCCCAAAGCAAUAUGUCGAUCGUUGUCGUUGAACCGGAGUUGCUGUUCGAAUUCAUCCACUGCAAGAACUGAAGGUCAGUCACGCAGGCCCACGAAACAUUCUGUCUUAGCCCCUCACUUUCACCAAACUUCAACAACCACUCCGUCAUCAAAUCCGAUCAUCAAAAAAAGCUUGAUAACUCGAGGCACCGAAAUCUCGACCGUAAAAAUCUCGGUAAAUCUUCAUAAUACAACAAAGCCAUCAACACAAUGUCGCACCACUGCCACGACGAACACGACGACCACCACCACCACCAUGUGGGCGGGGCAGAGCACGACCACUCUGACGACAUCACCCCCGCCGUGCAGUUCUCGCUGUACCAGCACAUCAACUUCGACGAGAUCACCACGCUGAACGAGCAGGUGCACGGCUCCGGCAAGGCCAUCAUCAAGAAGACGUGGGCCGAACGAUUGGAGACGGAGCCCGAGGUGGUCAGCGAUGCUGAUGAGCAGCUGAUUAUUAACGUUCCUUUCACAGCCCAAAUAAAACUCCACGCCCUCCUCCUGCGCACCUCCCCCUCCCCCUCGGCCCCUCGCACCCUCCGCCUCCUCGCCAACGCCGACAUCCACGAUUUUGCUCAAGCCGAAGACUCUGCCCCGACACAAGAAUUCGAGCUUUCCCAGACCUCGGAAAUCCAAGAACUUCCCGUCAAGCGAGCGAGGUUCAACGCCGUUCAAACCUUGUGUCUUUUCUUCCCGGAUAAUUUUUCUCAGGGGGAGGAGGACGAGACCAGGAUCAGUUAUAUUGGGUUUAAGGGCGAGUGGAUGACGAGGGGACAGGCGCCCAAGAAUAUUGUUUAUGAGGCGGCGGCUAGGCCGAGUGAUCAUAAGGUUAGGGGGGUUGAGGAGGGGAGGGGGGUGGGGAGUACCCAGGGGCAGUGAGGAAGUGAGUGAGGACUGGAGUGAGGAGUGAGGAGUGAGGAGGGGAGUGAAGGAAGGGGUUGAGACUUGAGAGCGGCGGGGUUGAUGGAGGAGUUUGGUAAUGGGUUUGGACGUGGAGUUUGCUGACGGAGUGGGUUCUGCUGCUUUGAGGGAUGAAUGACCUUCGUAGUCUUGAGCACAAAUUAAUAUACCUUGGACUCGAAU